AAAAAUUUGUCUUCUAUUUCAUUACGCGCAAACUGACUUUACAUCAACGAUUAUGCUAUGGGUGAAAGAAAACGCGAACGUAUUCCAAAAAGACGUAGGUCUUUAUUGCGGGGGACUCAAAAGUCCUCCUCAGACUCUGAGGUAGUCCCGUCGAAAUUCAAAGACAACAAGACCAGGGCUCGAGAUUUACUGCCAUGGCCAAAGUCUCUCGAGACUCUCACGGUCGACGAACUCGCACGCUACAGACGCAGGCGAGUACCAGAUAGUCCGAAGGACACCUUGGGAUCUCGUAACCAUGGAGACAAAGACAAUGAAUUUGAAAACCUUUCUACGGAGUACAGGAGAGCUUUUAGAGCUACCAGUGAAGAAUCGCUGCUGAGAGUUGACGAUUUGAGAACUUGUGCUCAAGAUUUUGGUGGUAGUUUCUCUAUCGAGGCAAUAAAAAGCCCGGAAAUUAAUGCCAAUGACAAGUCCAUGGAGGCUAUUGACAUUUCUAGGGUUCCUGAUUUGUCAAGACCUUCACCGAUUCGAAGAGACACUAGUUUGAAACCCGGCGGAACAUUUUAUACGGACACGGAAUCAGCAAACUACAAAAUAUAUGAGGGUAUCCAUCGUGCGGAACUGGCACGUCGGCCGACUUCUUUGAAGAUGGAGGGAGACAUGCGGACUGUCACCGAGCAGUGUGAGAAGUUCAUCGAGUGGUUGAACGUCAGUAGACCUGAGCUCGCACGUAUUCCAACUAAUCUAAAGCUGGAAGGACAAUUUGAAACGUCUACAGAGAAUCAUGACCAGUAUGUGCCAUUUGUUGGGGCUAGAAGACCGGAAAUACUUCGUCAAAAAGCUCAUCUAAAACUCGAGGGAGAGUCGAACUUCGUUCCCGAGUACACCGCAGUUUUUAAAGCUCAUGCUGCUCAAGCCAAAAGAUCUCUAAAAGUGCCAGAGUCACAUUUAAAGUCUGGAGGAGACUUCAGUGGAAGGACUGAAAACUAUCAAAAUUUUGUUGAUCCACGAGGUGCUGUUCCUAUGGAACAGAGUCACAAUAAUGUUAUCGAUCAUAUUGAAGAGUCGAAACAAGAAUUGGAACGGAAGAAAGAACAAGACAUGAAGAUGUUGGUAUCCAAGCUAGAGGAUCUCAAAGGGCCACCUCUUGGAGUUCCUGAAUACAAAGAUGCUUACAAGGAUUUUCCUAGAGAACGACCAAAGUUAUUAAAACCCGAAGAUGAAAUCGGUCGCGCAGAUGGUUCUAAAGUUAACUCACUAAAUAGUGCAGGAAAAUUUCCAACGAAAAUUGACCAGGAUCCUGAAUACAAGUCCAAGUAUAUCGACAGAGAUCGUCCAAUUUAUCGUAAGCCACCUCUAUCCCGACGACCAUCCAUAGGUUCGUCAGGUUUCAACAGACGUUUAGUCCCAGACUUACGACAAUACCAUCCAACAAGUGAAGUUAGAUCUCAGUAUGUGCCUUACGGUAAUAUACCGCGAACAGAAACCCUUAGAAUGCCGGUUAAUUUACGUCCCGAGGGUGACAUGAAUCUCCAGCCGGAAUAUCGUGAUGCCUAUUGUACAAAAAGAGACUAUUCGGUGACUGAUAUCAAGCAUCGGCAUCGUGAUCGCAGUCUCACUGAUUUUCGCAGACAUGAAAAUAACUGGCUUGGCAAUAAUAAUGAUGAUCAACUGGGUGUGGGUUAUAAUAAACAUGAUCAGAAUGCCUUCCAAGUACUCAACUCGCGAGUCGAAGAUGAAAGUAUCGUUGAUAAGCCGCCACCAGGAGGCAGAAGGGGAUCUAGAGGAUCGAUACAAGUCUCAAGACCAACUGGACUGGACAUUAAUCCAUCAGCAACAGAAAACCGAUCGCCAAGUCCUACAUAUCGUCUCCAUGUUUGCAAUGUAGAUGACGAACCUCGAGGGUUUCGACGUCGACGACGUUCAUCUCUUCAACACAAACCUCCGAGUCCACCACAAGUUACGGAGCUAGAUGACACACGACCCUACUCUCCAAGCUUCGGAAAGGAAUUGAAAAAUUCAAAUGACAGCAAUAAUCAAGCUUUCGUUGUUCUUGACAAUACUACGGCGGCAUCGAGAGCCAAUCGAGCAACAGAAAGCAGUAGAAAACGUUUCAACAGAAAUUAUAAUUAUGAAAGCAAUGUUGGCGAGUCUAGAAGAAGAGCUAGGAACAAAACGCCGUCCAACUGGAUGCCUCCAUGGUACGACAGUACCAGUACAAUGUAAAAAAUAUUUAGAAGUGCCUUAUAAAUAUAUCUGGUCAUUGAUAUUUACUUUAUACUUAUCAAUUUUAUUUGUAACAAAUAUUAAAAAUAAAAAAUAG
Molecule: messenger RNA, 2323 nt
Organism: Microplitis demolitor
Lineage: Eukaryota; Metazoa; Arthropoda; Insecta; Hymenoptera; Braconidae
Exons: 6
Coding region: 58-2226 (722 amino acids)
Source: RefSeq, a predicted model, not a curated record